AUGGUGGUUGGCGAACAGGGACUAUUUAACGCUGAAAAGUACGCUGGCAAGGGUGAAGUAUCGCUUACACAGCCCGUGACGUGUUUUGUGGUGUUUAUUGAAGACGUGUCUGAGUCUAAAGAGAAGAGCUUGGAGGAAUGGAAGUACUACCAUAAUCCUAACAGAGCACCGUUUGAACGGAUGGAGCACGUGAGCCGACCAGUGAUCUAUGGCAUUGAUUUGGACGAGUCCUUGGAGGAGAAAAUGGAAAAGAAGAUGUCUGCUUCUGCAACGUUCAAACUCACGCUUCGAGACGCGGCAGAUAACUACUUCUACGGCAUUGAAAUCGACAAGUUACCUUUUCUUCAUCCACAGGCGUCCAACACGGGCACACCGCUACCGAUGCCUUUGGGCGGGAAGCUUGUUAUCAAGCCAGGCGCCAAAGUGUAUGAUGGAGUGAUAUGCCUCACAGUACGCCAUUGCGAGUACUUGGGUCACGACGAGAGCUCGUCUCUUCUGAGACAGCUCAAUGCCGGCGUCGUGGAGAAAUAUAUAGAUAUAAUGGAACGGCAGCUCAACGGGAGCUAG
Messenger RNA from Candidozyma haemuli, 567 nucleotides. It is a transcript of the gene NCE4, whose product is annotated as Nce4p. The transcript has a single exon. Lineage: Eukaryota; Fungi; Ascomycota; Pichiomycetes; Serinales; Metschnikowiaceae. The record is from RefSeq and is a predicted model, not a curated record. Bases 1 to 567 code for a protein of 188 amino acids.